GCGCGCUCUCCGCUCAGGUCCGACCGCGAUAAGGGGGCACAGUUCCGUGGACUCGAUUUGUGUGGACAUGGUACCGUAAAGCUAUAGUGUCCGAAAACUUCCGAUAAUUGUAGUGUACCGCGUGUGGAUGCGUGACGCGCCGUGACAACGUAGUACUGAUGGCCCGUCCGCAGCUGUGACACUCUCGAACGGUGUAGUCGUGGCAAAACGAAGGAUUUUUCUCCUCUCUCGGCCGUGGAUGCUACCUGUCCCGACCGGAAAGCUACAGGCGAAGUCCUCCGCCGUGGUGUUACCCAAGUGCUUCGCUACAUCGUCGUUCUGUGUCACGUGGUGAUCUGCUGAUCUCGACAAUUUUCCGAACAUGCGAUUUCACUUUGGAUAUAUCACUAGAUCCUCUUCAAGAGAGGAACGCGCCGUCGGAUCAGCCAGUACAGGACUGCCAGGCACGAAGAGGAGGACAGCGAUAGCCCCGGAUUCUUCACCGGCAGCAUCCGUGGCCUAGGCGCUGCCAAGCUGCCGCAAUGUCGCCUGGUCCUGUAGUAAAGGAUCCGUCGUCCCUCAACAUGGCACACAUGAUGACACCGCGCUGUACCAUGUCCAUCACGCGCACCAAGGGACUUCUCAACAUGCCGGGACAGAACAACUGCUUCCUCAACAGCGCUGUGCAGGUACUGUGGCAUUUGGACAUCUUCAGAAGAAGUUUUCGGGACCUCAGUGGGCAUGUCUGCAUGGCGGAGUCUUGUAUCUUUUGUGCGUUAAAGGAACUUUUUGCGCAGUUCCAGUACAGCAAAGAAUCUGCACUGCCACCAGAUGCGUUACGAAGAGCCUUAGCAGAAACUUUCUUCGAUCAACGCCGCUUUCAGCUCGGCUUCAUGGAUGAUGCAGCGGAGUGCUUUGAAAACAUUCUGUUGCGUAUCCACUUCCACAUUGCAAGCCAGGAAGCUGAAGACAUGUGCAGUGUCGGUCACUGCAUUCCUCAUCAGAAAUUUGCAAUGACACUUGUUGAGCAGACCGUCUGCCAUGUCUGUGGGGCAUCCUCGGAACCUUUGCCCUUCACCCAGAUGGUUCAUUAUGUUUCAGCGUCAGCCCUGUGUUCCCAAGCUUCAUUAAUUCAAAGCAAGGAGCAGAGUAUGGUCUCAUUUGGUGAACUUCUGUGGCGUGCUGGAGGCAUGGGAGACAUAAGGGACUGUCCGAGCUCCUGCGGUGCAAAGAUACAGAUCUGCCGCACACUAAUGAACCGGCCAGAUAUAGUGAGCCUCGGUCUUGUGUGGGAUUCUGAACGACCUACGGUUGAUCACAUCACAGACGUACUGGACACCAUUGGAACAUCCAUAAACAUGCAGGAGAUGUUCCACUCUGUUGUGGACAGCAGAUGGGCAGCGUCGGUGACGCACCAUCUUGUCGGCAUUGUUACGUACUAUGGAAAACAUUACUCCACAUUCUUUUUCCACACCAAGCUCGGGGUCUGGAUCUACUUCGAUGAUGCCACAGUGCGAGAGAUUGGUCCUCAUUGGCAGCAAGUAGUGGACAAGUGCCGCAGAGGGCAUUUCCAGCCUUUGCUGCUGCUCUACGCCAAUCCCAGUGGAACUCCCGUACAGACUGCUAAUGCCCCAAGCACAGUGAUAAACUGCAUGUCGGACUAUAAAAGGAAGCAAAUAGAACUGCAAGAAAUGAUGUCUGAAAGGCACAAGUACAGCCAGCAACAUCCUGCCUGCUCGCCGUCGGACUUCUCCGCACAGCACUCUCACGCCAAUGGCACUCGUGACAGACCGCAGUGGUCCCAUACUAACUGGACACAGAGCUCCGGCCCCACCUACAACACUUCAAAUGGAUCUGCUCGGAAGAACAUCACACCACACUCCCAUGUUCCCUCCAACAACCACUUGAAGCACAGGCUACGAACGUACUCCGAUACGUCGAUCAUGUCGGAGAGCCCAAGCGAUUGCAUCAACAAGCGAGAUGACGGCAUGGCAGACAGCGAACUUGACAGCACCUACAUCAGCAGGCAAGCCGUUGAAAGCAUCCUGAACAUGCAGCGUCUUCAACGACAGCGUACUCUGAACGGCGGCACUGGUGGCGUUGUGGUGCCUGGGAGCCGCAACAGCAGCAGCAGCCUCGAGUCGUUUGAAAACUCGCUGCACAUGCGAGAGAAGGCCCUCGAAGGUGGGGAAGGAGCGCUGCGAAGACGGGACUCUGGAAACUGGAGCGGUGACAGGAACAGUGCCAGUUCUUCAAGCAGCACUUCGCUAGAUGGGUCCUACUAUUACACUGCUGGCAACAAACGGCUCCUGGGUGGUACAGCCAGAGUGGUCAACAAUUUCUCCAAGCACGAGUACAUGAACGUUGGCGUGCUAGCAGAUCAAGGCUACGACUCCUACUCCUUGUCGAGCACAGACAGCUACCCAUCUGUAGGGCUCCCCGGUUCACCAGGAAAAUUGGACACUCGCCUGAAGCAGAUACCGGAAGCGCCAGUUGGGCAGGCCAAGACAGGGCAUCCAGAUCUUGACUCUCUGCAGGACGAAGUGUUUGCCAGCACAGCGAGUAGAGGGCAUUUUGAAGACUGCGACAAACUUUGCAUGCAAGUGGACAUUUUGCUGAAAAAGUCUUGCGAAAAAGAGCAAGCCGGGGACCUGAACAUGGCAGUAUUUUUCUGCGAUGCAGCAGCAGUUAAAGCAAGAGCUGCAAUGGAUGCCCCGUACAGCAAUGCCCAAGCACUGAAUGCAGCAAAAAUGAAGCACAGCCUCUGCGUCAUGCGCUCCAACAAACUGAGUCGAAGCUUGAAAGAGGUCGAAACGGAAGACCGUCGCUGGCACAAGGAGGCAAGCCACGAAGUGCACCACAGCAGGCAAGGAAGCAGAGAUAGUACUCACAGCCAGCACAGCCACAGUCGUCAAGGAAGCCGAGAUGGGAGCCAAGUAUUAGGGGACGCUCCCUCCGACAAACCAGUCAACAACAUAGAGAUCUACGCGACGCUGCCUAAAAAGGGCUCAAAGAAGAAAGCAAACGUCCUAGAAUCACAGUCCCUCAGGAUCAAAGAGGACACGGAAAUUUACAAAUACUUUUUGACAAAACAGCGACAGAACAACAAAAAAGAUGGCGACUCUUCGACUACGACGAGGUGCAAGCCUAAGGAAAACUGGAGCCACAAUAAAAACCUCAACUCCAUGUUCACGAAGGAGCCAGAGCUGAGCGACUACUGCAGCGAGUGGGAGCAGACGAAGAAACCCCCCCUGCAUCGCACGCUUUCCAACCCCGCCGGAAUGAAGAACCACGACUCCGACGGGAACAACGCAGCCGCGUCUGCGGCCACAAAGAAGCAGCACAAGAUCAGGAGGAAACUGAUGGGUGGCUUCAUGCGCAGAAAGAACCGGAGUUUGCCCGACCUCAGAGAGAACCAGGACGCGCUGCAAGCGGGCUCCCGGUCCUUCGACGACACGGCAAUCUUCAAGUCUGGCAAGGACACCAACAAGACGAGUUUAGAACGCAAGGCACGCAACGAGAGUGGAGACGAGGGGAAGGAGGAACAGUCCGCCACCAUAAAAUGUCGCGGCUUUCACCAACCGCACCGCGCCUUCGUCGCUCGGGGGCUCUGCCACCGCCCGCUUCUGACCAAAGUGGAUCCUCCGCACAUAGAAGUGGCAAGAAGUCCCAGUCCCGUGAAGACCCAUGCAGCGAGAAGUUGCAGUCCAGUAAAAAGGAACGAUGGCGCGACGUACAGCCAUUACACGAACGCUUCGUACCGGGCGAAUUCUUACUACCCAGCGAAUGACAGUGACACGAACUGCAGCGAUCUGGAGAACUACGAGGUGCCGUCGAGCGAGAACCUUCCCCCUCCCGCUAGUCCACUGCUUGCUCCCACCCCCGACAUAAGUAGCGAUGUCGAGCAAACAGUAGCGGAAGAAAGCUGUUUGCUCAAAGAAAUACAAGCCAAGAGGAAACAAAUCAUGAAUGCACGAUCUGGUGAAGCCUCCAGUAAUGCUACGGCCAGCCACUCGGACACGCAGAGGAACGGGGAAGCGUCUCGUACCGAAUUUGCUCCAAAUUCGCUCGAAAGGAAUUGGCUGCAAGAACUUCAGUCGAAGCAGAUAUCAAUGCUCACAAAGGCAGGUGAGAAGCUGUACAGUGGGCACCAGCUACAGCGAGGAGAGCAGCCUGAACAAGUGCUCCCCAAUGGAAACAAGCCAGGAGUCCCACUUCAGUCCACAUCGCAGCAAAGACAACAUGAAAAUGUCUCACAGCAUGAAAAAACCAGCCCAUAUAAACAGAAGGAUGUUCUUAAUGAUCCAACAAGUAAGCCAUGCGAAAGCAAAGGAGAUUCUGACCAGGAUGAUGCGGUCAAGCCACGGUCUGUCCGAGACCUGGCAUCAAGGUUUGAGAAGAUCCUGAAACCACCGACUGUGGAACCAUCGGAGGAUGCAGGAUUCAAGACAGGAAGGGCACCCAUAACAGCACAUCAGCCUCUGGGCAUCCCCACACAACCAUGUGGAGCCGAAAACAAGGACAUUCCUCCAUCGACGACCGUGGUGACCUCUCUGCCCUACAACGUGAAAUGCUAUACCUCAAGCGCUUACCAGGCUCCUGUGUCUCCACCACAACAGACUGCUUCUGCCCCAAGUACAAACCAUCUUGUACGUCAACAGCAGGCUUCAAAAUCGUGUCCCCAAACCACAACAGACACAACCAUGCAUAUGUCACCGGGUACGCAGUAUGUGCAACAGGCCAGCAAUAUAUACCCUCAGCCAUAUGCAAACCAUGCAGCAUCCCAACAGCAGCUUAACACCAUUCCAAGCAACCACGAACAGAGCCCAACUCAGCAGUACCACUCCCCACCGAAUUCAGAACACGCGCAACAGUCCCUGACUUACACCAUGCCUGUACAGACAUCAACUAGUGCCCCAGCCACACCUUCAGUGGCAUGUACCGGUGGUGUUUACAAUGCACGCACGGGUAACAGGUACCCUCUGCCUUCACAGUAUGGAAAAGCAUUCCAAUGUGUCAAGACCCAGGACAUGCCAGACGCAAGGCCCUUUGUGGCCGUCAGAAUGCCACCACAGACUGCUCAGCCAACUAUGCAGGGGAUGCCCCACUUCCAACACCAGCAGGGUGGAAGUGACACAUCGCUUCGUCCCGUGUCGCCAGCAAAUUCGGAGCCAUCAAAGAGACCUACAAGACCUCCGGACUACGAAACAGCGCUACAGAGGUUAGAGAUGAUGAAGGUGCAACAAAGGACAGCAUCGCCAGACUGCAUGCAGGGUAAAACGGGGGACACGCUGUGUGCGCAACAAGGUGGUAGUGAGCAAGCCAAGAAACGGAAACCUCUGUCCAAGAAGAGCGUGACUUUUUCGGACGAGGUCGUCCUCGUGGCAUGUGCCGAGGAGGAGGAGAGUGUCUACAUCCCUAACCCUCUGCUCGAGAGGGUUUAUAGGCAACAUGCUGCAAGAAAGGAACCGCGAGACACUGUAAGCCAAUCUGAAGUGUCACCACUUUUACGGACAGCAGCAGGUGCAUGUGACGCCGUAAGCCAAGAAGAGGUGUCUGUCGAACAGGACGCAAACUCGCAAGUUCCGUGCAAUUUGUGCCACAAAAAGUCUGUCAGCCCACCCACUGUGUAUUGUUCGGACUGUGCGUUUUACAUGUCGAGGUUUCAGAAAAGGACAUGAACUUCUCUGAAUAUAUUGUUUCCCUUUUGUCUGUGAUAUACCUCAAAUUUGCUUCAAAGCAGUUUUGAGCGGUGAACUGAUAAAUGUACAGGUGAACUGUUUUAUAGCUCUGUUGUAUUUUAGCGUUACCACCGACCAUGCUGCAUGUUUCAUUACAUCACCAUCACAGACCAUUGUAUGUGUCCAUUCUCGCAUUUUUAGAAUGAAUUUCUAUACAUUUUUGUACAAGUGAUUGCAGUAUUGAUUUGAGGUUUACAUACAUGCAUUUCUAAUUGUGACACGUGUCACUACAUGCAAAAAGAACAAACAUCGCUGUAGAGCAUAAAGAUCAUCUCGAGGCAGCAUUUGCAUUUUGCAAUGUUUCAUUUCCUCCAUGUGAAUACUUUUAACAACACUGUUUCCUCCUGGUUGCGAAGACAUGUACAAAUUCCUCACAUCACAGAUUCAACGCGAGAUAAUAUUCCAGUACCAACAGCAGGCAAUCUAGCCCUCCGAUCAAGGGAACUUCACUCUUGGGGUGCUGACAAAAGGGAAUGGGGAGUUGUCAAGUUGUCACCUUGACAACUUCAUAGUAUAAAAAGUUCAUAAUAUUUUACUUUGUUACAUUGCUGAAGCUGCUGUCAUGCUACUUAGCAUCAGUAUUAUAAAAUACCUCAAAAGGAAUGCCUGAUCUCAUCUGUAAAGUACAAUGUUAUUACAAAAAUAUAAGGUGUAAUUAAACACAGCCAUGGGCAUAUAAAUGAAUUUGCAGAACAUUUUACAAAAAGCAUUCCAGUGCCUUCUGCAAAACCAUGAUUUUGUUUUUGCCUUUUGACAGUACAUUGUUCGAGGUUGUUGAGUUUAGAGUAAUCAACAUGUUAAUGGAAGCCAUGAACCGGUUAGAUUUGCCAUUUUCUCCGCACUACAUAUUACCUUUUGACCAGCAUUUGAAUGAACUGUUACAGGACCUGCAACAAGUACAUUGAAUUUUUAGGCUGUUGUUAAAGAUACGAAACUCGCAUACCUGAACAAUUCGCUGCAUCUAAAGGUACACUCAUAUUGCCGCCAUUGUGCCAAAGUUCAUUUCUAAAUUGUAUACUUGUACAUAACAGGACUGUCAUUAAAAGCACUGUUUAUGCCUUUUCA
Ornithodoros turicata is the source of this 6785-nucleotide messenger RNA. RefSeq lists its product as uncharacterized. The transcript is spliced from 17 exons. The coding region runs from base 522 to 5660 and encodes 1712 amino acids. NCBI's taxonomy places the organism in Eukaryota, Metazoa, Arthropoda, Arachnida, Ixodida, Argasidae. Gene Ontology annotation, molecular function: cysteine-type deubiquitinase activity. Gene Ontology annotation, biological process: protein deubiquitination. The record is from RefSeq and is a predicted model, not a curated record.